AUGCCUGCUCCCGGCGACCAGCACAACACAAUCGUCAAUCCCUUCGAGGAGGCAAAGCCGCGGAUGUCUGAGUUCACAGCCCAGGAGAUUGCUACCUUGCAGAGCCGGCUCGAGAAGCAGCUCGGACCGGAGUACCUCUCAGCUCGAACGGGACCCUCUGGCCAGAAAGUACACUACAUUGCGGCAGAGAAAUGCAUCGCGCUGGCAAACGAGGUGUUCGGCUUCAACGGGUGGUCCUCGUCCAUCCAGAACAUCCAGGUGGACUUUGUGGACGAGAACCCGCAGACGCUCAAGAUCAGCCUGGGCCUGUCGGUGAUUGUGCGGGUGACGCUGCGGGACGGCACGUUCCACGAGGACAUCGGGUACGGGCACAUUGAGAACUGCAAGGGCAAGGCGGCGGCGUUCGAGAAGGCCAAGAAGGAGGGCACGACGGACGCGCUGAAGCGCGCGCUGCGCAACUUCGGCAACGUCCUCGGCAACUGCAUCUACGACAAGGCGUACCUGCAGAAGGUCACCAAGAUGAAGGUCGAGCCGUCCAAGUUCCACGAGAGCGAGCUGCACAGGCAUGCGGACUUUGUCAAGAAGGAGGUCAAAGAGGAGGUUGUCAAGGUGGAUUCGUCUACGUCAGCGGCUACAUCCAUGACGGUUGUGUCUGGCGAGGACUCUUUUGAGGACUUGCUAGGAGAAUUCGACGAGGUCGACUUCUGCGUCACAGAAGAUGGUCAUCCUGACGAAUUUCUCCUCCCAGCUGCCAAUGACAAGGCCCAACAGACUAAUCCCCAGAAUGCCCAAGCUAACGGCCAGAGUGGCACUGCUGGAGGUGAGACGACUGGCUUCUUCUCCGCUCGAGCAGUCAGCAUACUAUCCAGCCAGAAACCAGACGCGGAGCCGGCGCUACCGCAGGCACCGCAGGUGGGACAGGUGUUCAAUCCGCAUGCCGAGAGCCCUUCGAUCCGUAAGACUCCCGGAAUCGACCACACGACGUCCAAGCCUCUCGCGCGAACGGGACAGCAUGUUGCACCUGCCAAACCGUCGGAGACGGGUAGCAAUGGCACGUCUGGACCUCCAGUGCCAGCCAAUGCUGCGGCAGCCAAAGGCCUGAGUCCUGCUGUUCCACCCGUGAGAGGCAACGUUCUUAACCCGUCACUGGAUCACGCUAGACGUAUCGGCGCCCCAGGCGGCCCUGGAAGCCCCCUAGCAAACAGAGGCCAGUAUCGUCCACCGACCAUAAAGAGACCCCUCGAUACUGCCAAUGCGACAGGCAGACCAGCGCUCGCAGAGGUACCAACGAAUGGCCCAGUUGGAGCUGGUGGAAAUGUAGUUGCUGGUGAUGUGAAGAGACAGAAGAUGGCCUGA
Messenger RNA from Phaeoacremonium minimum UCRPA7, 1356 nucleotides. RefSeq names its product putative dna repair and recombination protein rhm52 protein. The record is from RefSeq and is a predicted model, not a curated record. Gene Ontology annotation, biological process: double-strand break repair via single-strand annealing; mitotic recombination; DNA recombinase assembly. Bases 1 to 1356 code for a protein of 451 amino acids. The transcript has 4 exons. Gene Ontology annotation, cellular component: nucleus. Lineage: Eukaryota; Fungi; Ascomycota; Sordariomycetes; Togniniales; Togniniaceae.